AUUGGAUCAUCUUCCCAACGUAGCCAACGUAGGGCGUUAGUCCACCAUGGUCAAGAAGCAUGGCCCGUCGGUCCCUGUGCACGCAGCAGCCCCGAAGAAGGAUGAGGACGAGGAUGAUAAUCCGUUCUCGCAGUACUACGGCAUGUUGUUGCAUCAGCAGAACAUGCUACAGGACCACGUGCGGACCAGCACGUACGAGCGCGCCAUGAUGCAGAACGCGUCAGACUUUCACGGCAAGGUUGUGCUCGACGUCGGCACUGGCUCCGGCAUUCUCGCGUACUUUGCCAUCAAGGCGGGCGCAAAGCGCGUGUACGCCGUGGAGCUGAGCGCCAUGGCGGAAUGCGCUCGAAAGCUCAUGAACCACAACGGCAUGGCCAACAAGGUCGUGGUGAUCAAAGGCAAGAUGGAGGACGUGGAGCUGCCGGAGAAGGUGGACAUCGUCAUCUCCGAGCCCAUGGGUUUCUUCCUCGUGCACGAGCGCAUGCUGGAGACGUAUGUGCUCGGUCGGUCCAAGUGGAUGAAGCCCGGAGGACUCAUGUUUCCCUCCACGGGCACCAUGUUUGUGUGCCCGUUCACCGACGACAGCAUCUACCAGGAGCAAAUGGCCAAGGUAGCGUUUUGGCGGCAGCAGGACUUUUAUGGACUGGACCUCAACUGCCUGGUCGACGAAGCCAUGGAGAAUCAUUUUUCCCAGCCCAUUGUCGGAUACUUUCCGCCGUCGAUCCUCAUGUCUGCGACACCGAUUCAGCACGUGCUCGACUUUCGUUCGAUGACCGUGGACGAGUUCCACACGUUUGACAUUCCGUUCCGGUUCGAAUGCAACCAAACAGCCAUCAUGCACGGACUCGCGUGCUGGUUUACCGUCGACUUUAUCGGGACGGCGGCGACGGUGGUGCUGUCCACGGGGCCAUGGGAUACAGGCACCCACUGGUACCAAUGUCGCAUGCUGCUAAAGCAGCCCAUCGCCGUGAACCGGUCGCAAACUGUGUUUGGCAACUUGCACUUUACCGCCAACAACAAGUUCAGCUACGACAUCAACAUGGAAGUGAUCCUCGACGGGACGUCGAUCUCAUCGGCCAACACGAUCCGCCUCCAAGAUCAAAUGUACCACUACAUGCAUAAUGCUGCGUAAUCAAUAUGUCGACUGUGGCUACAUCUCGUCCAUUCUUUUUGGCGCAGGCUAGAUAGAUAGGAUCGAAUUAAUCACAAUAAACAAUGGAUAAAGAUCGUC
Messenger RNA from Aphanomyces astaci, 1231 nucleotides. RefSeq lists its product as hypothetical. Lineage: Eukaryota; Oomycota; Saprolegniomycetes; Saprolegniales; Verrucalvaceae. Gene Ontology annotation, biological process: peptidyl-arginine methylation. The record is from RefSeq and is a predicted model, not a curated record. Gene Ontology annotation, molecular function: protein-arginine N-methyltransferase activity. The coding region runs from base 47 to 1132 and encodes 361 amino acids. The transcript has 3 exons.